AUGAAGAGCUCAGAGGAGCCAUCGGAGGCUCAUAUCGCCCUUCAUGCUGUCCAAGCAACUUCCGAAGGCGACUUGGACACAUUACUUCAACUCGUCAAAUGGCGGCCCGAUGUGCUUCCUCAUGAUUUGACAUAUCAAUUGUUACUCUCCUUCUACCCUACCGAAACGUCCGAGAAUUCGACGGUUGUGGCAUUCCUGAAGUCGCUUGGGGGGCCCUCAGAAUCUCUAGGAAGCUCAGGAAAUCCGAGCCUUGACUCGUCAAUAUCUAGCCUGUCACGAAGCGAGGCGUCACGACAAUGUCGCAUUCUAGCCCUACGAUCGCUACCUGAGCACACAUCUAUCCAUACCCAGAGCGAUCUGGCGAACUUCAUUAUCGAAUGGGCGAAGCGUCUGGAGCAGCUUCAUGGGGCUAUCCAGCCAGCAGCGGAAUUCGUGGAGCAGUUCCUCGAAGACGACGUCGAUCUGCGACUGUGGUAUGAAACAUACCUUGUCCCGCUCCUACGAUUGCAAUACGAGUUUUACCCUGACGCCUAUGGCCUUGUUGACUUGGAGAGCAUCGAGAACUUCUCUGGGGCUGAAGGCAUCAGCAGACUUCUACAGUAUGCUGAAGCACAGCAGAACCCUUCUGUUCUAGCAAGAGAUCUGGACCAGGUGGUAUCCCCGUGGGUCAAUGGCGCAAACCGGGCGAAGAGGAGAAGACUCGAGGAUCAACCAAAAGAGGAUGCAGCUGAGGAGAUAUCAUGGAAGCCCGUGUACGAUUGGCUCAUUUCCUUGAGCAUGAAUAAGUUUGAUGUCGCGGCGAAGGCGUACGUGGAGUGGAGUGGUCCCGGCAGAAGCUUGCAAUCCGGAGACGAGGCAGCUCGGUAUGCACAGACAGGUCUAGCUAUUAUAUAUGGAUGCCGGGGGACGUCAACCGAUGCUUACGCCAUCUGCGGACAAGUCCUCGGCAAGGCCGCAGAGCUCGUUGGGCUCCAUCAAGUCGACCUUUCGCAGGGGGAGCCGGAAAUUCCACUACCCGAAAACGCUACAAAAGGUUUCAAUGAGACCGAUUUACUGCACCAUUUGCUCCAGAAAGAGACGAACGGAUUCACGCGUCCGUCGGAAACUUCGAUUCUGCUAUUAGCUGGGCUUCUAAGCACUGCAAAGAUUUUGUCGGGAUACGGACUGGCAUGGACGAUAGACGAUUUGGCACGCACCUGUGUAUUUGGUUCCGAACGACGGCACAAAGAUGAACUUCGCCGACUGCUGCAACACAUUCCACUUCAAACACGAAGAGCAAUCGACUGGCGUUCUGUACGGCAGCAGAUAUUGUAUCUUCAUUCCUGGUCCGCAAGCCAGCAGACUGAUGGCCGCGACAGCUCAGCUUUCUUGUCACGACUAUCUCUGAAUGUUCUAGAGACACAAGUUCUUGACGCCCUCCUCAAGGCCGCUCAGUACAGCCUUGCCCAAGAAAUCUAUCUUACAAGCGCAUCUCCGCCUUUGUCCUCUGCCGAAGUCCAUGCUCGUAUUGUUGCGGCGAUCUACGAAGCCUAUGACAAUGCAAGUAAUGGCAACAGAGACCGUGGUGGCAUGAAACGUGCAAACGAUAUCCUGAAGGUGUUUCGGCCAAAUUUUCCUCAAUCGUCAACUUUAUCCGGGAUUGACUAUCUCGUUAAAGCCACUCACAGCCUGUCGUUCUACCAGCUAACCCUGCAACACGGCGUCCCCUUCAAGCCUGUCGCUAUUCGUGUGCAGAAAGAUCCGUUGACGCUACUGGAGAAAGUCCUUGAACAGGAUACAAGAGCUUACACCAAGUUGGACGACCUGCUGGAGAUAGCACGCAGUCUCGUCCGUGCUCACGUUGCAACCCGGGGAAACAUGGUAGACGACUCCGAGCCGAUUGAGCUUCGAAUUCUCUUGGCCGAACAAAGGGUUACCUACGCAGCGAUCAUGGCAGCUCUUGCGAUGAAUGACUUCGACACUGCGUAUGCCUAUGUUACAACACAUUUGCACACCUCACCAGUGCAAUCUGCGGCCUCGUUGUUUACCGAUGACACAUCAUGGCGUGCGGCCUAUGCUGCCGGCAAAUAUCGUCCCAGCGCGUCCCCGAAAAGUUUGAAUGCUCGCAUUGAUAGUCUGACACAGCGUAUGGAACUCCUUUCAAGAGCAUUAUUGCUGGCGCCAUCUGGAGAAGCACUUUCUGGAAUUCUUGCUACCUGGCGCCGUUACGAAGAAGAGCUUGACGGACUGAAGACGCAAGCUGUAGAGGAAGAGCGCGCGUUCGACGCAAAAGCAGACGCAUCUCUCCCAGGAGCAUUUGGCGUGGACGAUCGCGAAGCAGAUGUAGCCGAGACAAAGCGUGUAAUGGCACAGCGGAGUGGGCCAACAGGAUCCGGCCCUUCUUAUGAGGAAGAGGCUCCUAUGGGCCUGUUCGAUGUCGCUAGAGGCGCUGCCUCAGCCUUACGAAAAAGUGCUGCCUUUCCGCUUGGGUCGAACGGCUUGCGAGACCUCAAAAUUAGCUCCGUCCCCGGUUCGCAAGACCUUCAACGGGAGCAGGCUAGUUCGCCGACCUCAGAUGAUGGUAGAAGGCUGCGGAAGCGAGAUAUGGUGGCCAAUAUGGUGGGAAGCGGGCUAGGUUGGGUUCUUGGUGCUCAGCCGCAAGACCGAGCGGACUAUGACAGUUGA
Messenger RNA from Cladophialophora carrionii CBS 160.54, 2664 nucleotides. RefSeq lists its product as uncharacterized. The transcript has a single exon. The record is from RefSeq and is a predicted model, not a curated record. Bases 1 to 2664 code for a protein of 887 amino acids. Gene Ontology annotation, biological process: retrograde vesicle-mediated transport, Golgi to endoplasmic reticulum. Lineage: Eukaryota; Fungi; Ascomycota; Eurotiomycetes; Chaetothyriales; Herpotrichiellaceae.